CCAUCAUCGGGUGAUGAUGAAGAUGAUGAUGACGAGUCUGAAGACACAGGUAAUGGAAUGCAUAGAAUGCGUGCUCCUUAUUGGACCCGUUCAGAAAGGAUGGAGAAGAAGCUGCUAGCUGUGCCGGCAGCAAAUACCGUUCGCUUCCGUUGCCCUGCAGCAGGCAACCCCACCCCAUCCAUAUACUGGCUGAAAAAUGGCAAAGAAUUCAAGGGAGAACACCGAAUUGGGGGCAUCAAAUUACGGCAUCAGCAGUGGAGCCUAGUGAUGGAGAGUGUGGUUCCGUCAGACCGAGGGAACUACACGUGCGUUGUAGAGAACAAAUACGGCAGCAUUAGGCACACUUACCAGCUAGAUGUAUUAGAAAGGUCACCCCACCGGCCUAUCCUCCAGGCAGGACUCCCUGCCAACCAGACUGUGGUGGUAGGGAGCGACGUCGAAUUCCACUGCAAGGUCUACAGUGAUGCCCAGCCUCACAUCCAGUGGCUGAAACACGUGGAAGUCAAUGGCAGUAAAUAUGGAUCCAACGGGACGCCGUAUGUCACGGUGCUAAAGACGGCAGGUGUUAACACAACGGAUAAGGAGCUAGAAAUACUGUACUUGCGAAAUGUUACUUUUGAGGAUGCAGGGGAAUAUACUUGUCUCGCUGGGAAUUCUAUUGGGUUUUCACAUCAUUCUGCUUGGCUGACGGUUCUACCAGCUGAUGGGGCCCAGAGUGAAGUGACUGCCCUACCUGAAUUUCUCGUGCUGCUUGUCUAUGGGACUGGCUUCGUUCUCUUCAUCCUAGUGGUUGUCGUCGUGAUUAUCUGUAGGAUGAAAAUGCCCAACAAAAAAGCCAUGAACACCCCCACUGUACAGAAAGUCUCCAAAUUUCCUCUCAAGAGACAGGUAACGGUGUCAUUGGAGUCGAACUCUUCCAUGAAUUCCAAUACCCCGCUGGUCAGAAUCACCCGCCUCUCGUCCAGCGAUGGGCCAAUGCUAGCGAAUGUCUCGGAGCUCGAACUGCCUGCUGAUCCCAAGUGGGAAUUAACGAGAUCUCGCCUGACUCUGGGGAAACCUCUGGGUGAAGGUUGUUUUGGUCAAGUGGUGAUGGCAGAAGCGAUUGGGAUCGAUAAGGACAAACCAAACAAGGCCAUCACUGUAGCUGUCAAGAUGUUAAAAGAUGACGCUACUGACAAGGAUCUUUCUGACCUGGUGUCCGAAAUGGAAAUGAUGAAGAUGAUUGGGAAACACAAAAAUAUCAUUAACCUCCUAGGCGCCUGCACGCAGGAUGGCCCACUUUACGUUCUGGUAGAAUAUGCGUCAAAAGGGAACUUGCGGGAAUAUCUCAGGGCUCGUCGGCCGCCCGGCAUGGACUAUUCAUUCGACACCUGCAAGCUGCCAGAAGAGCAGUUAACAUUUAAAGAUUUAGUCUCGUGCGCCUACCAGGUGGCCCGUGGCAUGGAAUAUUUGGCAUCUCAGAAAUGCAUUCAUCGAGACUUGGCAGCCAGGAACGUGUUAGUCACUGAAGACAAUGUGAUGAAAAUAGCCGAUUUUGGCCUAGCCAGAGAUGUUCACAACAUCGACUAUUACAAGAAAACAACCAAUGGUCGGCUGCCUGUGAAAUGGAUGGCUCCAGAGGCAUUGUUUGACCGGGUCUACACUCACCAGAGCGAUGUCUGGUCUUUUGGAGUGCUGCUAUGGGAGAUCUUUACUUUGGGUGGGUCUCCAUAUCCGGGAAUUCCAGUCGAGGAGCUCUUCAAACUCUUAAAAGAAGGCCAUCGGAUGGACAAGCCAGCAAACUGCACUCAUGACCUGUACAUGAUCAUGAGGGAGUGCUGGCAUGCAGUCCCAUCGCAACGGCCAACCUUUAAGCAGCUAGUGGAAGACCUGGAUAGGGUCCUUACUGUAACAUCAACUGAUGAGUACCUUGACCUCUCCGUGCCAUUCGAGCAGUAUUCCCCCGCCUGCCAGGACACACACAGCACCUGCUCUUCGGGAGACGAUUCCGUGUUUGCCCACGACCUUCUGCCAGAUGAGCCAUGUCUUCCCAAACACCAGCAGUGCAAUGGUGUCAUCAGGACAUGA
Messenger RNA from Emys orbicularis (European pond turtle), 2067 nucleotides. RefSeq names its product fibroblast growth factor receptor 3 (gene FGFR3). Gene Ontology annotation, cellular component: plasma membrane; signaling receptor complex. Gene Ontology annotation, molecular function: fibroblast growth factor binding; fibroblast growth factor receptor activity; ATP binding. The coding region runs from base 58 to 2067 and encodes 669 amino acids. Lineage: Eukaryota; Metazoa; Chordata; Testudines; Emydidae. The record is from RefSeq and is a predicted model, not a curated record. Gene Ontology annotation, biological process: fibroblast growth factor receptor signaling pathway; positive regulation of MAPK cascade; positive regulation of cell population proliferation. The transcript is spliced from 19 exons.